Pangasianodon hypophthalmus (striped catfish) is the source of this 2472-nucleotide messenger RNA. It is a transcript of the gene crygmx, whose product is annotated as crystallin, gamma MX. Gene Ontology annotation, molecular function: structural constituent of eye lens. The transcript is spliced from 4 exons. Bases 1286 to 1810 code for a protein of 174 amino acids. The record is from RefSeq and is a predicted model, not a curated record. Gene Ontology annotation, biological process: lens development in camera-type eye; visual perception. NCBI's taxonomy places the organism in Eukaryota, Metazoa, Chordata, Actinopteri, Siluriformes, Pangasiidae.
GCUCCUAAACCUUUAGUGGGAUGCUGUGAAAAGUUCACAUCUCUGGGGCUAUCUUUAGAGGCAUGAAUAAUGGGAAAGGCCUAUGACGUUUCAAAAGGUAAACUCUAGCCUCCCUACAGGGCCCCUUUCUGUAGGAGAGUAUAUACAGUAUAUAUAUAUAUAUAGGUCCCUGGAACCUCAGCCGCAUGAUGGUGCAAGCAUCCUGUCCUGCAACCAUGGGAAAGCACUAACUUUCGAAGCUAAAAUCAUUGCAUCAGUUGGAUGAGGAAAUUAUCAGAAGUUUCACAGUGGUCGCUUUUUCACUGGAACUGGCUCCAAAUAAUGACCCAGCUACAGAGCCAGAAUUUUCAGGGAGGUUUUCAUGAGUGCUCCAAGCCCUGCUCAGUAUUCACACUUUAAUUUGGGGAGGCCAGGGUCACUGGAUGUCCCAAAAGAUGCCCACUUGCACGGGUCAUCAGUACAUCCUGGGCCACGGGGAGUCCCCUGAUUUACACCACUGAAUGGGCUUUAACAAUUGCAUCAGAUCUUGUCAGAUGUUCCUCCCAGUAAGUCAAUCAAACUGAUGGUUUUUGUGACCUACUUUAGAACAUCUUAGCAAAUCAAUGUCAAUCAAUUAAUGCUUUGAAGUAAUUUAUAGAUGCAGCAUGAAAAGUGAAUGAGGGUCCACCAGGAGAUUCAGUCAUAUAAAACAGAAUGGAAGACAUGCCCCAAAGACUACCCACCUCAUUAUAAUUCUAUUAAUCUCCUCAGUCUGGGGAAAAAAGCAUAAAAAUCAUUGGACUGUCAGUGAAGUUGCUUAAAAAUUACUAAACGGAAGUUUCAAAAAUCACAUGUUUGGCAGGAAAUAUUGUUCAAAAAAGGCUAAGACUUAAACAUCGUGUAUUCAAAGGAUCAGCAUUUUUAACAUCCUUGUUGCUUCUACACAACAGUACAGAGGACUAUACAGUAAAAGAAUCUACAACACACCUGAUUUGGCCAGACUUAUGAUCAAGUUAACAGACGACUGCAUCAACGCUAUGAUCACUUCUACCUCCGUGAUAUCUACUCUGUCUACAUCAUGGGGGUCAUGAUGCUACAGAGGCCGUGAGUACUUCCUGAGGCCUGGAGAGUACAGAGCCUGUGCGGACUGAGGCUGCUUCAACCAUGAUUGGCUCAACCCCAUGAUUAGGAGAAUCAGAGGAGGCUUCAUGUAGGGUGACCUUGUGGGAUUAGCACAUCAUUAAGGGAUGGCUUUAAGAACAUGUCUUCAGAUUUCUUUUUUCAUUUCCCUGAAACACAGUAGAGAAUGCUGAUUAUCUUCUUUGAGGAAAAGAGCUUCCAGGGCCGUCACUACGAGUGCAGUAGUGACAGUGCCGAGUUGCAGGCCCACCUCACCCGCUGUAACUCCAUCCGCGUAGAGAGCGGCUGCUGGAUGGCUUAUGAGAAACCAAACUACUCUGGCUACCAGUACAUGCUGCACAAGGGAGAAUAUCCUGACUACCAUCACUGGGCAGGCUUUAAUGAUUGCAUCCAAUCCUGCCGCAUGAUACCUUCCUAUCAAGGAAACUACAAGGUGAAGAUCUUUGAGCGCUCUGAUUUUGAAGGCCAGGCCAUGGAGCUGAUCGAAGAUUGCCCAGAUCUGCACAAACACUUCCAUAAUGGUGACAUCUUCUCUGCCAAUGUCAUGGAAGGUUACUGGAUCCUUCACGAGCACCCCAACUACAGUGGGCGCCAGUACUUCCUGCACCCGGGAGAGUACAGGAGGUUUAGUGAGUGGGGCAGUACCAGUCCUGCUACGGGCUCCUUGAAACGGAUCACCGAGCUCAACUGAAAAGAUUUUCUGCUUAACAUAGCAAACUAAUCAUACCUGCUUCUCAUGAGCUUCUAGCAUGGUCUGAUCUUCACAGUUGACUAUGGCUUGACUGAGGAAUCAUUAUGUAGCAUGAAAUUACGUUGAGUUUUUUUUGGCCUCUGUUUGAGAUUUACAUUAGCUAAAAGAAAUGUCUGCAUUGCUUUGUGUGUUGACAAAUCGUAUGCUUACAUAGCACCUGAACCUUUAAUGCUAAAAAUGAGAGUAAAUUGAAAUUAAAUUACUUUUGUACUUUCAACUUACAUAAAAGUAUUAUGGUGUUUAAUACGAAGACCAAAGUUUCCUCACUCUGUUUGCUGGAUACAAAAUGGUAUACAGGUCCAUACCCUAUGCUAUAUAAUACUCACUGUUUUAUAUGACUAUGCAGAUUGACAUUAGCAUGGCUGAAUGAUAAAGGAAUAAUAUCAAGAAAAUAUCAUUUCAGUUCUUUGAUCUGUUGUUGAAGAACAAAAAAAGGGUUAUCAGAGAAUGGGAAGACUGCUUUAUAAAAUUACAUGCUAUGUUGCAAGGGUUUUGGGCCCAUAUUAGCAGCACAUCACAGGGCAUUGAAGACUCAAAGUGGAAAAGUCAAAGUGGCCUGAUACUAGCCGCAAGCACGCACUUGUCUCAGAACACAAAACAAA